AUGAUACACAUUCUCUCGAACAUCUUUUCUGAAACGUUAGAUACAGAGAAUGUAGUUCUGUCCGAGGGUUCUGAGAAAUAUUACAGGUUGGAGCGCAAAAUUGGAAACUUCAAUCCCAGCAGAUGGUUGGAUGCAGUAUGGGAGCCCGAUGCUGGGAUGUACGUUCUCCCAGGAGGUAUGGACACGUUGGACACUUCCGGAGACGGAGACGGCAGAUUAAUCGUAACAGAUCUGGGAACGGCGACUGCAAAGAAUCCAAAAAUACGCGUUUACAAAGGAGGCGAGCAAGUUAGCGAGCACAACAUCGUAGAUCCACCAUGCGGUGUCGUUGGACUCUACUCGGAAACCGGAGAUACUCGAUCCGCGAUUGUUGCAGUAGGAGCAGGCUCCAGCGUUUACAUCUAUAAAAACAUGCGAGCCCACUUCAAGUAUUGUCUGCCUCAUCUGGAUGCGCAUCCAAAGGAAAGAGAGAUCUGGCACAAAGCAGGCUUGGAAGACGAGUUCAACGUGUCGACGUUAUGCGACGACCUGGAGCUGCUGAUGAAUGAACUCGGUGCAAGUUAUCUGUCGCCACGUACGCUGAAACUUCUGGCAAUGGAUCCAAACCUUCGGCUAAGUUUCGCCGAAGAGUAUCGCAGGAUACCGUUGACGAAGGCCAACGUCGUCACCAUGGUCGGAGUAGCUCGGAAAGACUCUUGGAACGACCCGGCCAGCAGUUGCCUGAUGGUCGGAACGGAAUCCGGAGAAAUGCUGGUUCUGGAUCCUAGAGCUUUCUCGGUCAUGGACAAGUUUCUGCUGGGUUGGCCCCCGGUAGCUGCAGUCAGUGCGGGAUUAUGGGCCGGCGAUGGUCAAGCGUUUGUUAUCGGAAGGGAAGGAGACUUGGGUGUCUUGAAAAAAGGAUGCCCUUAUCAACCCUGGGAUAAAUUACCAGCACCGGCUGUGGCUAUAGCAUCGUUAGGGGAUGGAAUAGCCAUUGCUGGGAUGGACAGCACGCUGUGGGGUUUCUCCAGCAAGGGGGAGAAACUAUGGCGGUUGUGGCUGCCAAGUGCUCCUUUGGAUCUCGUAACCCUUCCCAUGCCUCAGACUGGAUUAUCUCUCCUGGCAGUCAGCCUGGCUAGUUCGGAAGUUCAUUUAUACGACGGCAAGCUCCACGUGGAUACCAUCAAAAUGAUGGAGCCGGUGUCAGCUAUGAAGUUCGGUAAAUUAGGCCAGGAGGAACGCGCGAUGGCAAUGGUCACCAUGGGCGGUGGAUUGUGCGUGAAGAUCCUGAAGAGAACCGCCGAUUUCACCAUCCAUCCAGCCGCGUCUUCUCCCAGCGAGAGUACAGGGAGAUUCGCCAUUCCCAAGAAGACGAGAUUGUUCGUCGAGCAGUCCAUUCGCGAAAGGGCCGAGGCUAAAAAGAUGUACAAUAUUUUUCAACAGGGCAUUCUUCGGUUGAAAUUAAACGUAGCCAAAUCGGCGGUACGAGUGUUAGCCACCGGCGAAGAAGUGGGUCCAUACCCUGUUACCUUGGAAGCUAGCAUAUUAGGACUGGGACCAGAUUAUUUAAUUCGUCUUUUGGUGACGAACGUGUCGACCGGGCUUUCGGACACUGGAUUGUUCCUAGUGUGCAGAGAUGAGAACGCGGAUAUAUGUCCAAGAGUCGUGGAUCUACCUCUGUUGCCCAGCGGUAUCGCCAUUCCAAUUACGAUAAAGGCUCGACCGAGAGAUCAGCUUUCGGGAAAUGUUAAAAUCUUGCUCUGUAAGAAGGACAGGACCAAACCAAUCGCCUUUACCAACGUUCUUCUACCUGCUUGUGAAGAGGAAACAAACGUUUAAUCCUGUGAUGUUCUACAUCGUCUCUGGGCCCAACCGA
Messenger RNA from Orussus abietinus, 1855 nucleotides. RefSeq names its product Bardet-Biedl syndrome 1 protein homolog (gene BBS1). Gene Ontology annotation, cellular component: BBSome; centrosome; axoneme. The record is from RefSeq and is a predicted model, not a curated record. Gene Ontology annotation, molecular function: smoothened binding; patched binding. Gene Ontology annotation, biological process: protein localization to cilium; non-motile cilium assembly. NCBI's taxonomy places the organism in Eukaryota, Metazoa, Arthropoda, Insecta, Hymenoptera, Orussidae. The transcript has 7 exons. Bases 1 to 1818 code for a protein of 605 amino acids.